This is a messenger RNA of Chelmon rostratus (copperband butterflyfish), 1274 nucleotides long. Its product is annotated as protein POLR1D-like. The record is from RefSeq and is a predicted model, not a curated record. The transcript has 3 exons. NCBI's taxonomy places the organism in Eukaryota, Metazoa, Chordata, Actinopteri, Chaetodontiformes, Chaetodontidae. The coding region runs from base 111 to 566 and encodes 151 amino acids.
UUGAAGGACCUCGCGGACAAGUAAACAUAAAAGAUGUUUCGCUAAUUAAUAUACUACCAUCGAUUUUCAUCAAAUUAAUUUUGUCACAACGUGUGACUGAUUACGACGCGAUGGCGGAGGAGAACGAUCUGGAAAAGCGCGCGGUAGAGGAGCUCCUCAGGGAGACUGACAGGGCUCGGGUGAGAGCAGAGACCAUGGGCCCUGCAGGAUGGUUGAAGUGUCCCCUGCGGAGCACCAAUAAGCGCUUCCUCCUUAACACCCUGCGCUCCACCGGCCUGCAGGGGCGCAGCGCUGGGCCAAGAGACGGACACUCCAUCACUAGAGGGCGCCUGAGGAGCGACUCCCCAGACAGAAGCCGCGACCGCAGCAGAACACCCUCCAGAGACCACAGGAGCAAUGGAGGCCACACAGACCAUAAACACCAUCACAGGGACAGCUGCAAUAACAAAGAUAAGAAGCAGGCUAGAGACAGAGAGCGGAGUCACAGGCACAAAGACAACAGAGAGCGGGGACAUGGGAGAGAUGGCCCGAGUAGAGACAAAGACAAAGACAGACUUCAUGAGUAAAGACUCCUGUCCAGAGGAGGUACACUGCUUCUUUUACUCAGGCCACUCCUUCUGCAGUUUCAGCAGAACUCUGCUGAAACUGCUCUCUGACCAGCCAACACACCUCACAGAGCUGCCAACAGGCUGACAGAUAUGUCCUGCUCACCUGGCCUGUUAUAAACUGCACAGAAAGAGCCAGAGAAGACGUUCACGUUUUUAUUCCUGUUGAUGGAGAAUUAGUCUGUCAUGGUAGUUCAUUUCUCUUUUGAACUUACAACCAUUUUGUAUCUGUUAGUGUUUAUUUGAUUCCCUUUUAAUGUUUUUUUUCCCACUGAGAUUGGAGUGAAUAAACUCCUUCUGGCUUUAUAGCUCAGGAAAUCACGAGGACUCUUUAGAAAACCUUUCUUUUAGCCAACAUCGUCAUGCCCUCCUCUCUGACAUGAAUCUUGGUUUGAUGUUAUUCUGUUUCACUUGCAUUAGAGGAGGUUUGAUUACAAUUGUAAUGCCAUUACCAUUCUUCUGUCAUUAUUCACUAGUCAUAGUGUUUACAUAAGCCAUGCUGCUGUCUCCACUGGGUAAGCACGUUUUAUCGCCUGUCCAACUUUUUGACAUGUAUAUACUGGCUAUCAGAAACGGUUUUGUUUGUCAAAGGAGAAAAAAAAACAGGUUUUCCUGACACUCCUACGUGUGCAAGAUUCCUGGUGAACAAAUGGCAGCAGCGAUGGAUUA